Messenger RNA from Phlebotomus papatasi, 1409 nucleotides. RefSeq names its product leucine-rich repeat protein 1 (gene Lrr47). The transcript has 4 exons. Gene Ontology annotation, molecular function: protein binding. Bases 115 to 1383 code for a protein of 422 amino acids. The record is from RefSeq and is a predicted model, not a curated record. NCBI's taxonomy places the organism in Eukaryota, Metazoa, Arthropoda, Insecta, Diptera, Psychodidae.
CUAACCUCAAUUUUCUCCUUCCCCAAAUCAACUCAGCGAUCAGCUGUUUUUGUUUUGCUUUUAUCGUGUUCUUCAAUUUCUCAGUUUUUAAGAGUUUUGAGUGAAUUUAAAGCCAUGAAAAUACUUUGUGAUGUUGUUGUACACAACCGUCAGCAUCCCAGUUCAUCGUACAAGAGUGCCAAGUCAACAUUAGCCCUUGGAUUUCAUCCUCCCGGAGGAAAGUCUGAUGCCAAGUUAUUUGUUAUUCUCUUCACAGCUAGAAGCAAAACUGGAACACGCUAUCAGCUUACGGAUAAUCUCAAACAAGUAUUCUCGAGAUUCGUGGAAGAGGGUAAAUUUACCCUAUCCUUAAUAAGUCCAGAGGUAGACCUCCAAAUUCGCAGCAAAGACGUCAUUGUGCUGAAAAAUUUUCUCCGAUCGCUCAAUGUAGCUCUCAAAGGAGACAUCCAGGAUCGAGAGAAAUUGAGACUGAGCUCAUUGAGUGUCACACCAUUAACCACUAAAUCCCAUCCUGCUACCAAACUAUCAAUAGCCAAGCGAUCAGAUUAUCCUAUCAAGGGAUUCCCCAAAACACUCACUCAUCUCGAGAUAAUUGGAUUGGAGAGAAGUCGCAUGGAUUCACAAAUUUUGUACCUGAAGCAUCUCACACAUCUCAAUUUAAGCGACAAUUCAAUCACAGAGAUUCCCAAGCCUUUUGGAGAAUUGCAUCUUAUAGAUGUCAAUUUGUCCGGGAAUGUGUUAGGAAGCGAAAUAAAGGGAUGUGACUGGAAGUGGCUUGAAGGAAUGGGUGUGACGAAAUCCCUCGUCACUCUGGAUUUAUCUAAUAAUUAUCUGAAGAGCUUCCCGCUAAAUCUUACUAAACUCCAGAAACUGAAUGAUCUCAAUCUCGAUUUUAACAGUAUCAGAAGAAUUCCUUUUGCCAUUCGCAAUUUGCGCACCCUAAAAUCUCUCAGUAUGGAGAGGAAUGAGCUGGAAUCUCUUCCAAACACCCUUGAAAUGCUCUCCUUUGAUCACAUCAACAUCUCCCAGAAUGACUUCCCACAUCAUACAGAUGACAUUCCUCAACAUGAAUUUAGUUUCCAGCCCAGAAUUUGCCUUUUUGAAAUAGCUGCACGAGUUGUGGUCAGACAAAGCAUCCCUUAUGCUCAUCCAUCGUCCCAUCCAACCCUUCAGUGGCACACAGUCCCGUGGAUUGUAGCUGAUCUCCUGGACGGAACUCCGGUCUGUUCUUGCGGAAAUCCCUGCUUCGAUGCAAAAAUCUACGAAAAAUGUUCUGCCGUCCAACUUCGCUACAAAUGUAUCACAUCAAAUGCCGAUAGGAAUAUCCUGGCAGAUUGUGUCUUCUGUAGUCGCAGGUGUUUUGAGAAAAGAAUUUUAAAUUGAUUAAUAAAUUGCUAUUGCCUCUUUCA